Messenger RNA from Cornus florida, 2228 nucleotides. RefSeq lists its product as uncharacterized. The coding region runs from base 1626 to 2069 and encodes 147 amino acids. The transcript is spliced from 4 exons. NCBI's taxonomy places the organism in Eukaryota, Viridiplantae, Streptophyta, Magnoliopsida, Cornales, Cornaceae. The record is from RefSeq and is a predicted model, not a curated record.
CACUCCAUUUAAACACGUUUUCAUUCUCAGAACUCUCUAAGGAACGAAGGAGAGACAGAGACGAAGACAAAGAAAGAGAGUAGUGCGCAAGCAAAGGAGAACGAAGAAAAUCGAGAGCUUCCAUUCGUGUUUGAGUAAGUUCUUUGAACUCGAUUAUGUUAAUGUUUUGAAAUUUGGGUUUUGGGUUUUGUUUAGAGUUUUGGAUCUUCAAACUCGUUGGGUUUUUUUGGGUUUUAGGUCAUGAAAUUGAAUUUUGGUAAUGUUUUGAAAUUAGGUUUUGGAUUUUAUUUUCUGAUUCAUUUUUUUUUUUUCAAAUGAUGGUUAUAGUUAUGCUUUGAAAUUAUGGUUUUUUUUUUUUGGUGAUCUUCGAACUGGUAGUGUUCAUUUUUUCCAAAUGAAGUUUCUUGUGAUGUUGAAAUUAAGGUUUUUUCCCAUUGUUUGUGUUAUUGAAAAUAGUGUAGCAAAAUAGGAUAUUAAUAUGUUACUUGAUCUCUGGUUUGUACUUGUUUUCUGAAAAAUAAGUUGUUGGUUAUGUUAAUAAGUUCUUUAAGGUUUGUAAGAUUUUGUAUGUGUUUGUGUUGAUUAGGGUAAUAUUGCUCCAUACCUAUAUGUUUAUGCAUUAUAUUAUACUCAGUUGGUUAUUGGCAAUCUGCAAAUACGGUUGAAAAGUUAGGGCUUUCUGGAAUUUGGGUUUCUUUGUAUUAAUUAGGCUAAUUCCUUUCUUGUGUGAUGUUGAAAUUAUGCAAUUUGGCCAAGAUAUCCAUUUUUUAGGUUUUGCAAUCUCUGUUAAUGUCUAAGUGUUUCUGUAUUCUUUAUAAUUUUUUCCUUCUUAAUUUUCUAUUUUACAAUGAUGGAUGCACCCAUUGUUUAUGACUAAGUUGUCCAUUACGGUGAAAAUGUCAAUGUGAUAGGGAAUAUAGAUCUACAGUUACUUAGAGUUCAUGGAUCACAUUAUGGAGCUUGCAUUACCUAAUGUAUUAGCACAAAUUGGGAUAUACAUUAACAUAUAUCAUGACUAACCUAACAACAAUGAAAGGAUUUUAGUUGACAAUGAUCAAAAAGUUGAGAACAUGUUUAUGUUGAAUUGGCUUACGCAUAGGAUUAAUGUGUGUGUUGAAACUAAGGAGCCUGUAGGAGUUGAUCUUGGUUUAGCUGAGUUAUUGUCAGGUCCAGCAAGAGUUUACCCUCCAGGGGUUGGGCCUUCUCAACCUGUAACAAGUUCUGCUCAUGUUGAUGUAGAAGAUGGAUAGAGAUGAGGAAGAUGAAGAUGAUAUUUCAGCUUAUAACCUAUUUUAUUUGUUUCAAUUAAUCAUAUAAAGAGGGGGGAAAGGAAUGGAAAUUGGUGUCAGUGCGAACCAGCAACAGGUAUAGUUUUCUUUCUUUUUUUCCCUUUGUUCAUGUUUUUUUUUUUUUUUCCUUCUAGCUUAUAACCUAUUUUAUUUGGUUGAAUGAAUCAUAUAAAGAAAGGUAAAGAAAAGGGAAUAGGAGUCAGUAAUAUGAGUCAGCCACAUAUUGGGGUCAAUGUCACCCGGCAGCAGGUUUAGUUAUUUUUUUUUCUUUUUUCAGGUUGUUUUUUUUUUCACAUAUUAUAAUUGAAUGAAUCAUAUACAGAGAGAGAGAGAGGGAUGGAAAAUCUGAGUCAGCCAACACCAGUUCCACCAACAGCAUAUUUUGCAGGAAGGGGAGUUAGCAAUAUGAGUCAACCACCUGCAAGGAUGAAUGUUAACCCAGCUGAUGAAUCAUAUACAGAGAGGGAGAAGGAUGGGAAGUCUGACUUAGCCAACACCAGUUCUACCAAUGGCAUAUUCUGCAGAAAUGGAGUUAGGAGUAUGAGUCAACCACCUGCAACGGUGAAUGUCAACCAUCAACUGAGAGGGAAAGGAAUGGAAAGUCUGGGUCAGGCAACACCAGUUCCAUCAACAUCUUCUGCGACAAGGGGAGUUAACAAUGUCAACGAACAACAUGUUGAAAGGGUUAACAAAUUACUAGUACAGAGGGAGGGGAAUCAAUGGAGGAACUUUUCAUGGAAGGAUAGUUGGCAGAGGAAGGACACAUUUAAUCAUGGGUAGCAAUGUUGGUCAUGGUGCAAGCUCCUGAAGCCAAACCAAUAUGUGACAAUUCCAGUUGCAACAAUCUUUUAUGUUUAUAAACUUUAUAGAUGAAACCUAGAUACUGAUGUGUAGCUCCUAAACCUAGGUUUUUUGUGUUGUGGUACAAAAAAUUGUAAA